CACGGAGGCCUCCGUGUAGGCCUCUGUGAAGCCUGAACUCCAGUAGGGCCCAAGCCAGCCAGGAAGGAGGAGGCAGCCAGAGUGGCCACCACUGGUCUCUGCAGCAGAAGACCCCUUGCUGCCAGAUGAAUCAGAGGAAGAUGAAGAAGAAGAGGCGGGAGCAGCGGCAGAGUUCCUAUGCCUGUUCCUCUUUUUUGCCAGCUUAGGCAGAUUACGCUGUGCCAGGGACUGUACCAGGAUGCCGUUUGGCCAUGAGGUCCUUUGUCAAAAUGCUGUUUAAGAAGAUAUCUGCUUCAUGUAUGAGGAACAUAAAGAUGUUCCAAAGUAACAGACCAAUUGCUCCUCUUGGGUCACGGAUUUUAUUGGAUCCUGAUAAAGUUUUUGAUCAUAACAUGUGGGACCACAUGCAGUGGUCACAGGAAGAAGAAGAAAGAGCCAGAGGAAAAACCAUAGAGAAUUCACUUGUAAAAGUCCAACCAGAGCUGCGAGACAGAUAUGAAAGAGAAGCCAGUAAAUACUGGAAUGAAUUUUACAAGACCCAUAAGAACAACUUUUUCAAAGAUCGCAACUGGUUGUUCUUGGAAUUUCCUGAGCUUCUUUCAGAAGGAAAAAGUGACCAGGUAGAUUUUGCAAAAUUGGAUGCCACAGAACACUUUCCAGGAAUGCUUGAAAACAGCCAUCUUUGUGAGGAUAAUUCUGCUAUAGAGUUAUCUUUGGUGCAAGAAGAUGAUUUCAGCGCACGCUACGACUGCUCUGUUGCCAAUUACCAAAGUGUCAAGUGCUCUGAAGAAAAGAAUAAUCAAGAGCCCUUCCCUGGCCAUGAUGCUGCUUUCCGAAUAUUGGAGGUUGGUUGUGGCGUUGGAAACAGUGUGUUUCCUGUUUUGAAAGCUACUUGCCGUAAUCCUAGAGUCUUUGUAUAUUGCUGUGAUUUUGCUUCAGAAGCUGUGGAGCUAAUCAAGUCCCACUCCUCCUUCGACGCCUCCAGGUGUUUUGCCUUUGUUCACAACCUGUGUGAUGAUGCCUCACCCUACCCGCUCCCAGAUGAGAGCAUGGAUAUCGUUCUCCUUGUCUUUGUCCUAUCUUCGAUUCAUCCUGACAGGAUCCAAGGCGUUGUAAAUAGGCUGGCCAAAUUAUUGAAACCUGGUGGAAUGAUGCUAUUUCGAGACUAUGGAAGAUAUGAUAUUUCUCAGCUCCGUUUUAAAGAAGGCCACUGUUUAUCAGAGAACUUCUAUGUACGAGGUGAUGGCACCAGAGUUUAUUUCUUCACAACAGAUGAAAUACAUCACAUUUUUUCUUCAGCUGGCUUAACUGAAGUGCAGAAUUUGCUUGAUCGACGUCUGCAAGUAAACAGGAAGAAAAAGGUGAAGAUGCAUCGUGUUUGGAUACAAAGCAAGUUCCAAAAACAACGGCAGCUGACUCAGAGUAGGCAAGGAGAUGUUCCAGAUAAGCACAGUGCAUAGUCUGAACAUGACUUUUUACAAACUGUCCUGUGCUCAUGGCUAAAAACUCAGGAAGACUUUUGAACAUAAAUAUUUCUUACCAUUUAAUCAUGGUAAUUAAUGGGAAUUUGGCCUUGAUCCAGGAAAAAAAAUAUGACUAGCUCUACACGCCAUUAAAGACUGACUUUUUAAAUUACCAGUACUACACACUGCACCCUAUGAUGAUCCAUUUCUGGAAAUUGUGGGCAGCUUGAAAAUAAAUGUGAUGUUGAAUGAG
Molecule: messenger RNA, 1716 nt
Organism: Hemicordylus capensis (graceful crag lizard)
Lineage: Eukaryota; Metazoa; Chordata; Lepidosauria; Squamata; Cordylidae
Gene: METTL8
Product: methyltransferase 8, methylcytidine
Exons: 11
Coding region: 252-1460 (402 amino acids)
Molecular function (GO): tRNA (cytidine-N3)-methyltransferase activity
Source: RefSeq, a predicted model, not a curated record